UGGCCCGGGGGAGUGUCGGGAAUUGAGAAAUGCUUCUAAUGCAAGAGGGUGCGUCACUUCAGCCAGAGCGUAGCGAAGCGCCCUUCCUUACAAGAGUCGUUUUAAGUUAGCAAGAGAUACGGGUAAAGUGUGUAAAAGUGUUAAAAGAAAGGCCAGUUACAUUCUGGUACGCAGUCUUUUUUUAUUUUUCUAAUUUCGGCCAAAGCCUCCCAUCUCCCUCCCCGCAGAUACCAAUGUCUUUGGCUGACCAGAGUCAGCAGUGGUACCCCACAAGCGUGAAGGUAACGGUGUUUCAGGCGAGGAACCUGAGGAUCAAGGGCAAACAUGGCACCAACGACGCGUACGCCAUCAUGCAGGUGGCCAAAGAGAGGUUCUCCACCGCUGUGGCAGAGAAGUCCGUUUCGCCCGUGUGGAAGCAGGAGGCCAGCUUCGACCUGCCGCUUUUCCACCACGGUAACGAAGAGCGAUGCACUCUGCGUGUUACGGUAAUGCACCGGGCCCUGGUGGGGAUGGACAAGCAGUUGGGACAAGCUGUCAUCAACCUGCUGGACCUCAACGAGAACAGUGACCGCAGCAAGACCGAAUGGUUCAAGCUACUGGACAAGCAUGGAAAAGAGGACAAGGAGAGAGGGGAGGUUCUCCUGGACAUCCAGUUUAUGAGGAACAACAUGACAGCCAGCAUGUUUGACCUGUCGGGGCAGGGCAAGUCGCGCUCCCGCAUGGGGAAGCUGAAGGACAAGAUCCGCGGAAAAAAGGGCGACCUCUCAGACUCCGCCUCCGCCAUUGUGCCCGCCUCCUCCUCCUUGGCCAGCAGCACUCAGGUGAUGACGGACAGCGAGGGGGAGGGUGAGGGCCAUGCGGACCAUGGGGCAGACAAGAAGAAGAAGAAGUCCAAGAUCAAGUCGCUGUUCGCCCCCAAGUCCAACCUGCAGCGCGACGCUUCCCAGUCAAUGGUGACCCUCGGGUCCCUCCCCGAGAAAAACUCCGCCCUCAGUGGCAGCCGUUCGUCAGGGCUCAACCUGGACUCCCCUGAAGGGAAGAAGAAAUUCAAGUUCCUGACUCACAAGCGGACGGGCAGCUCGGACAGCAAGGGGUCCCAGGGCGCCUCCUUUCUCCUGGGCCGCUCUAAGCAGGGAGGGGCAGGGCAAAUGCAGACGCCUCCGGCAAACUCCACCCUCAGUCUCAGCGGCUCUGACCAGGGCUCUGUGGAAGAUCUGCAGAGGGGACAGGGGAGCAGUGACAUCCACAGGUACAGUGAAGAGGAGGAGAGCAGAGAGGAGCAGGACAUGAGGAGGCUGGAGGAAGAGCAAGAAAGACAGAGGGAGGAGAAAGAGAAGAAGAGGAUUGAGGAAGAGCAGGAGAUGAGGAGGUUAAAGGAAGAACAUGAGAAGCAGAUGGUAGAACAAGAAAGGAGGAGGGAGGAGCAGAAAAAGAGGGAGGAAGAACAGGAGAUGAGGAGGAGAGAAGAUGAGGUGAGGAGGAGGGAGGAAGAAGAGCAGCUGAGGAGGAGGAAGGAAGAAGAGGAGCUGAGGAGGAGGAAGGAGGAGGAGAUGAGAAGGAAGGAGGAGGAAGAGGAAAAAAUGAGGAAAAGGGAGGAAGAGGAGGAGAUGAGGAAGAAAGAGGAGAUGAGAAUAAGGGAGGAAGAGGAGAGGAUGAAGAGGAGAGAGGAAGAGAUGAGAAGGAGAGAGGAAGAAGAGCUGAGGAGGAGGAAGGAAGAGGAGAUGAGGGAGGAAGAGGAGGAGAUGAAGAAGAAAGAGGAGAUGAGAAGGAGGGAGGAAGAGAUGAAGAGAAGGAAGGAAGAGGAGAUGAGGAGAAGGGAGGUAGAAGAGGAGAUGAAGAAGAAAGAGGAGAUGAGAAUAAGGGAGGAAGAGGAGGAGAUGAAGAUGAGAGAGGAAGAGGAAGAGAUGAGAAGGAGAGAGGAAGAAGAGCUGAGGAGGAGGAAGGAAGAGGAGAUGAGGAGGAAGGAGGAAGAAGAAGAGAAGAUGAGGAGGAUGAGGGAGGAAGAGGGGGAGAUGAAGAAGAAAGAGGAGAUGAUAAGAAGGGAGGAAGAGGAGAAGAUGAAGAGGAGAAAGGAAGAGGAAGAUAUGAGGAGGAGGGAGGAAGAGGAGGAACUGAGGAGGAGGAAAGAAGAGGAGAUGAGGGAGGAAGAGGAGGAGAUGAAGAAGAAAGAGGAGAUGAGAAGGAAGGAGGAAGAGAUGAAGAGGAGGAAGGAAGAGGAGAUGAGGAGAAGGGAGGUAGAGGAGGAGAUGAGGAGGAGAGAGGAAGAGGAGAAGAUGAGGAGGAGGGAGGAAGAGGAGAUACAGAGGAGGGAGGAAGAGGCAGUUCUGAACAACCUGUUCACUGAAGUCUCCUCCUCCAACCUGUUCACUGAAGCCUCCUCCUCCAACCUGUUCACUGAAGCCUCCUCCUCCAACCUGUUCACUGAAGCCUCAUCCUCCAACCUGUUCACUGAAGCCUCCUCCUCCAACCUGUUCACUGAAGCCACCUCCUCCAACCUGUUCACUGAAGUCUCCUCCUCCAGCCCAUUCUCCGAAGUCUCCUCCUCCAACCCGUUUGAGGAGAGCCCCCGUAGCGGGUCCACAAGCCACGUCACCCGGUCAGCCAGAAUUUCAGCUGUCAGACCCAGAUUGGUCAUGUCCUUGGAAACAGGAACCGAUAAAAGAAGUUCCUGUUUGCCACCUGCCAACAUAGACUCCUCCACCCCCCUUCCGCUUCCUCACACCUCCUCUUCAGAUUUGUCUCUUGGUGAAGCCCCCUCCCAGGCACCCGUCACUCCCGGGGCCCUACACAUUCCCCAGGAUCUGCCUAUGGACCCCUGGAGCUCUGAGAAGUCCUUACUAGGGGGUGCAGAGAGCCCCCCCGCCAGUGCGGAGAAGAAGCGCCAUGCUCCUCUGCCUCCGCCUGCCCCACCUGCCCAGAGCCAGCACUGUCCUCCGCCCAAACCCACCCCUGCUCCGCAGAACGUCCCGGUAGCAUCGGCCAGGGUCCGAAAGGGGCCCGCACCGCCAAAGCCACAGCCCACCCUGCUGAUCUCUGACCCCAGUGCUGGAGAAGGGGCAUCAAACCUGGCACUUGAUGGGCAGCAACAGCUUGACGAUAGAUCAGGCAAUACCUUGCCAGCCAAUCACGAGCAAGGAGGUGUGGAUGGACCGCUGGGCCGCGCAGUUGCGCCUGAAGGGAAGACGUGUGAGACGGAUUCCAGUCCACCAGCUGCAAAAACGCCCUUCGAUGAUGAUGAGGAUGAAGGUGAAGCUGUAAGUGCGCCGAGGAGCAGAGGCGAUGAGGCGCUUUGCACUGUCCUCACUCGCAGUGACCCGUCGUCGCCCCCUGGUGCUCACACAGAGAAUAACCAUGUGCGUCAGGAUGGUGGGUCCGGCCUGGCGUUUCCAGGUGGGGAGACGCAGACAGAGGCUCCUGAGGGCGGGGCAGGCCCGGGUGGGAAGGGUGCACCCAAAAAGAAGAACCGCGCGCCCCUGCCGCUUGGAGCACCACACGGGGACUGCACCACACAGGAGUGGGACCGUGCAGUGACCCCGCCCCCCUCAGAGCCACAGGGCUCGAAGGUUGCUGGGAAAAGGCGCGCCCCCCAGCCUGGGGACGGAGCUCUUCCUGGGGGGCCGACCCUGCUGCAGGCCUGGAUGUCACCCUCAGAGCCCCAGCCAAUCACGAUGCAGAACAGCGCUGAAGGAAGUGGUACGGCAGGGAAAGUGGGAGGGGCACCCUCAACCUCAUGCAGGCCUCACCCAGUGAAGCCAUUGAGCUUAUUGGACAGCCAUUAUCCUGGGAGCUUCCCUGGGGGAGACCUGGGUGCCACAGAGGGAAUGACAAAGGUGACGGAAUCGGCGGGGGGUGUAGGCGGGCCCUAUUCCCAGCUGACCCACUCAGAGCUGGCCUCCCUGGUGAUGAAACAGCAGGACCAGCUCUCUGAGAAGGACAGCAAGAUCAAGGAGCUGGAGGAGUACAUCGACAACCUGCUGGUGCGCAUCAUCGAGGAGCAGCCUAGCAUCUUACAGUCAAUGAGCAUGACCAAAAAGGCUACCUAGCAUCUUACAGUCAAUGAGCCUAGCCAAAAAGGCUGCCUAGCAUCUUACAGUCAAUGAGCAUGACCAAAAAGGCUGCCUAGCAUCUUACAGUCAAUGAGCAUGACCAAAAAGGCUGCCUAGCAUCUUACAGUCAAUGAGCCCGGCCAGAAAGGCUGCCUAGCAUCUUACAGUCAAUGAGCAUGACCAAAAAGGCUGCCUAGCAUCUUACAGUCAAUGAGCAUGACCAAAAAGGCUGCCUAGCAUCUUACAGUCAAUGAGCCCGGCCAGAAAGGCUGCCUAGCAUCUUACAGUCAAUGAGCCCGGCCAGAAAGGCUGCCUAGCAUCUUACAGUCAAUGAGCCCGGCCAGAAAGGCUGCCUAGCAUCUUACAGUCAAUGAGCCCGGCCAGAAAGGCUGCCUAGCAUCUUACAGUCAAUGAGCCCGGCCAGAAAGGCUGCCUAGCACCUUACACUCAAUGAGCCUGGACAAAAAGGCUGCCUAGCAUCUUACAGUCAAUAUGAGACCAGCCAAAAAGGCCACCACAGAGAAACACUGUUAAAUAAUGGGGGGAGGGUGGGUUGGGUUUAAGCACUAUAGUCACUGGCAUCAGAGGAGCAAGCUGUCACUGUGCCGGUGUGAGUAGCACAGUGCUAACUAUGGGGAUGGGAGGGUUGUUACAGUGAGUACAAACGAUCAACAAUUUCUUAUUGUGAUUGCAAUGUCCUGAGCCACACAGUAAGUUAUUGUGGCUGACUGCUAUUUUCCCCUCAAAUACUUGACCUCCAUGCGGACAGAAACAAAUUGAAAUCACACUCUGAAGCACUUAAAGUUUGGGCCAUGUAAAAUUGUUGCUCUCAUUGUGUUUUUAUAUUUGAAAAUGACAAAGAUUAAAAUGAAUCAUUCAGCCCCAAAGAUGGAGGAACAGAGCACUUAAACAUGCUUGUGCUUCUAGAAAGCUUCACUACAAUGUUUUCUGUGUGAUUUCCAACGCUGCAUGAAAACAGCACUUUCUUUAUAUUGCAUCUUGUUUUUAGCAUAAAAGCUGUCUCCUUUGACAUUUCUUUUCAAGCAUGUCAACAAAGUUGUUUUUCCUUCCUGCUGGUACAGGUAUACAUUUUAACUGAAACUAUUUUUAUAUUUCAAAACACUGUUGCGGAAAUGAAGUAGUAGUAAAUUAAUUGUAACUGAAUAAAACAUCGAAGCUCUUUUGAUCCUGGUGGAUCUGGGCGAAACAGUGAUAGCAGUUGUGUGCGCUGGAUAGAUUAAUGGAUCACAGAAUGUUUAAAAUUGUGGGAAGUGUAAUUACAACCAAACUGGAUUACAAUCUGGAACAUAUGACAGCAAAUGAGAACCAGUGGCUUUUAUUCACACAUAGAAUGCACAUUUUUUCCAACAGACCAAUUGUCAGCUCACGCUGCAAAAACCUGUGCACGCUAUUACUCAAUGUCAGAUCGUUUUAGCUCAUUUUUUGUACAUAUUUGCCAGUGCCUCCAAGUAAUUUCGAAAAUGUUGAUGUUUUCUAUUGCCGUUGCUACUUUAUCUAUCAUUAUCUGCUAGAUUCAUUUGUUGUUUUGUUGAUAAUGAUAAUAAUGUCAGAUGAUUUGGUGGUGCCAGUGUUGGUGCAGGGCAUCCUGGGACACGGGCAGAGCAUGCUGGGACACGGGCAGGACAUACAGCAGCCCAGCAGUCUGUAUGGCACACUGGUGGCUGAGUUACAUCCUUCCCUGUAACGCACUCCUUUACUAUUUCAUUCAUUCAAUCAAUCACUCAUUAAUACCCAACACUGCCCACCGUUCUCCCAUGCGUUCAGAUGAGCGGUGUGAUGUCAUAUGUAUACUGAUGUUUUAUGGGAAUAAAUACUGUAAUGGCUUCUGCUCUGA
Molecule: messenger RNA, 5901 nt
Organism: Anguilla anguilla (European eel)
Lineage: Eukaryota; Metazoa; Chordata; Actinopteri; Anguilliformes; Anguillidae
Gene: rab11fip1b
Product: RAB11 family interacting protein 1 (class I) b
Exons: 6
Coding region: 234-4043 (1269 amino acids)
Biological process (GO): regulated exocytosis
Cellular component (GO): intracellular membrane-bounded organelle
Molecular function (GO): small GTPase binding
Source: RefSeq, a predicted model, not a curated record